GCCGUCACGUCUACGACCACCUGGCAGACACCCCAAUGUCACGGACUGACUGACUGACACACCACUACAUGUAACCCCGGGCGCACCACAGACAGGUGAGUGAGUGGGUACAGUAGGUGGGGGAGACAGACAAGGAAGGCACCGACCAACACACACUGUCCGAGAGGGCAAAUGGAUGGAUGGACGGCCGCUUCCCUUGGUGGUGUGUGGUCCCAUUAGGUGGACGUCCGCAUAAUACAUACUGAGCUCUACAGCCGUGACCCAGACAGGUCAACCGAACGGCUUCAUCUAGCUGUCCUGGUGGGCAGUAAACACAUACAUAGCACACCAGGGAGGGAGGCCUUCAUGUCUGCAUCUCUCAAGAUUGUGUCUCUGCUCACUUACAGGCGUGACGCCAAUUGUCCACCCACUGCCCUGACCAACCGAACGGCUUCAUCUAGCUGUCCUGGUGGGCAGUAAACACAUACAUAGCACACCAGGGAGGGAGGCCUUCAUGUCUGCAUCUCUCAAGAUUGUGUCUCUGCUCACUUACAGGCGUGACGCCAAUUGUCCACCCACUGCCCUGACCAACCGAACGGCUUCAUCUAGCUGUCCUGGUGGGCAGUAAACACACAGCACACAGUACAGAGGCCUUCAUGUCUGUCUGUCUGUCUGUGUGUCUCGCUCUUUUCUGUCCUUGCUUGCUCACAGGCAUGACACCCAUUCGCCAUUUCUCGCUCCACUGUCGUCUCUUCUGGUUACUUGGGUCACCUGGUCGUCUCUCUGUCUUUCUAUCUCUCUCUCUCCCUCUCUCUCUCUCUCUCUCUCUCUACGUGUGUGUAUGAGGGAGCUGUUGGGCUGACUGACUGACUGGCGGACCGGUACUUGUUUUUGAAUGUGAAUGUGUACACUACCCAUGGCAGCUGAGCUGUAUGUAAUGAUAUUACACCCACACCGAACUAAUGUCAUGCCGCCCCAUGAGCACUGGAGCACAGCCAUCCCAUCAACACGUAGAUUGAAUCCCACACGUGUGCACACGGGCCACUCAGUCAGUUAGUCGUCCAUAUACAACUCUAUCUGGCCGCCUCCGCUGCCCAUCUCCCUCCCGUCUCACCCUCCACUAACUACAUGCUGCCCCUCUCUGGUGCCUCAGGUCCAUGGGCAAGAGGCCUCUGACCGCCGGCCUCCGCGAGGCGGCACCACCGUGGGCUGGCACCAACACUACUCGACGCCCAACCACCCCCACCAACAGCUACAUGCUCUCCACUCGCAGCCCCGCCUGAUCAACCAAACCAACCAAAACGAGACAAACACAUGGGACGCGUGGUUGUGUUUGCUCGUCGCGGAUGCAAGCAUAGCCUACCGGGCUGCCUGCCGCCGUUCUCGGCAUCGCAUCGCCAAGCCUCUCUGCGAUUUUGUCAUUGAGCCCGUUCUGACAUGUGAGGUCCAUGACGGAUGGCGAGUUGACGGCGAGGGACGGCGGCGGGGGCCGGAGGGAGGGAGGAGGGACUGGGAUGGGUGGCUGUUGGCGUGGGGGAGUGCGGGGGCCGAUGGGAAGCGCUGUGCCGUCUGCCCUGUAACCGCUGCUGGCUCACGAGAUCCCUGACACAUACACACACAAACACACAAACACACAAACACACACACACAGCCAGCUGAUCUACUUGUGCAACCAUCGUGCUGUGUAUGUCAGUUGCUCACAGUUUUGUUUUUCAGCGACAGCGAGAUUUGUGCCGUUCUUUCUCGAUGUCCUUCUUGAGCGACGCCUCGCGCGGCGCCUCUACCACACGCUUCUCACACUGACCAUAACCACACACACACACACACAGACACACAUGGACAGACAGACAGACAGACACUCGGAAGGCGGAUCUUGUGCCUCUCCACCCACUUACCGAGAAAGCCAUGUCAUGAAACUCCAGAACGACAAGAGGCCUCCUGCGAACAUGACGAGAGGCGCGUUGAAGGCGCCCAGCAGAUUGCCGCCCCACAGCCUCUGAACCACAGCAUAGCCGUGGCCUGGUGUGUGGGCGAAGCAGACGGCCGGCCGCCGAAAGACGGGAUGAUGCAAGUGUGUGUGGUGGCGGACGAUGGUCCUGGCGGACGGCAGGCUGCCGCCCAGGCAAACGGACGAGCGCCGCAUAUGCUUGCGCAUAUGAUCCCCAGGGAGUCUCAGCGAAGAGAUCUCAAAGCGACAAUAAGCCGAUGUCAGCUCAUCGCAUCAAAGCGUCAUCAUAGCCAAGCUGAUCUUCGCUGAAAAACAGGGGAGGGGAGGUUUCGACCAGGAGCGGGUCUUUGUGCGACCGUUAGCCGAGCUUGAGUUUUCGUCGUGCCCUUAACCACCACGCACAAUGCGUUAACACAAUGACCAACCAACCAUCCAUGCAGUAUUAGUUUUCUGCCAACCCGUCAACAAAUCGCACCUCUCUGCCUGCCCGCCCGCCUCCCUGCCUGCCUGCCUCCCUGUCUGUCUGUCUGUCGACCAACGUCUGAUCUGAUCACACCCCAGGCUCUGCCUCG
Molecule: messenger RNA, 2499 nt
Organism: Vitrella brassicaformis
Lineage: Eukaryota; Vitrellaceae
Source: the annotation of a GenBank genome assembly